This is a messenger RNA of Colletotrichum acutatum, 1776 nucleotides long. RefSeq names its product glycosyl hydrolase. Gene Ontology annotation, biological process: carbohydrate metabolic process. The transcript is spliced from 2 exons. Lineage: Eukaryota; Fungi; Ascomycota; Sordariomycetes; Glomerellales; Glomerellaceae. Gene Ontology annotation, molecular function: hydrolase activity, hydrolyzing O-glycosyl compounds. The coding region runs from base 37 to 1776 and encodes 579 amino acids. The record is from RefSeq and is a predicted model, not a curated record.
CAUCAAAGGGACAGAAAGCUUUCUUCAGCCUUGAAUAUGCAAUUUCUGCGUUUCAUAUCCUUCGUUUCAUGCCCGUUGGGUGUCCUGGGCUCUCUGGCAAAUACGUCUUACACCAAUCCAAUCAUUCCGGGAUGGCACUCAGAUCCUAGUUGUGCUUUUGUCCCUGAGUGGAAUGAGACUCUGUUUUGUACGACGUCGUCAUUCAUCACAUUUCCGGGGAAUCCUGUCUAUGCCAGCAAAGAUCUUAUCAACUGGAAGCUUGCAAGCAAUGCAGUCAACCGGGUGUCCCAGUUCCCUCUGAUUCGUAACGGAAGUCAAGGCGAAGACCUUGGCAUGUUUGCGAGCACUCUCCGCUACAACAAUGGCACGUUCUACUUGAUCUCAACCUGGGUCAGUGCCCAGCUCGGAGGACCAAAGUUUGUCAUCUUCACUACAAAGGACCCAUUUGACGAUCUCUCAUGGUCCGACGCGAUUUGGCCAGAAACACCAGGCGACACAAUUGAUCCAGACAUCUUCUUCGACGAUGACGGCUCUGUUAUUGUUGCUUCUUCCGGAACACCAAUUACAGCAACUUACCUUGAUCUCACUACCGGCAAUACUAGCGAGCCUUGGGACCUCUGGAAUGGGACUGGUGGCGCAAACGCCGAAGGCCCCCACAUCUACAAAAAGGAUGGAUACUACUACUUGCUGAUUGCUGAAGGCGGCACUCAACUAAAUCAUUCGGCGACUAUUGCACGAUCUAAGAGCAUCAAAGGACCUUGGGAAGCGGCGCCUCAGAACCCCCUUGUUUCCAACAGAGGCACCAAGGAAUACCUUCAAACCGUUGGCCAUGCUGAUCUCUUUCAAGACUCGGUUGGAAACUGGUGGGGUGUUGCUUUGUCUACUCGCGGAGGACCGGAGCUUUACAAUAGCUUCAAUUAUCCCAUGGGUAGAGAGACCGUUCUGUUCCCAGUCUCUUGGCCGGUAGGAGGCUGGCCUAUUGCAGAUAAAGUUCGCGGAAACAUGAGCGGGCCAUUACCCAACAAGUAUCCUGUUCAACGAGGAGUUGGCCCUCUUGUUGGCGAAGCAGAUGUGGAAGAUUUUAAGUCGGGGUCCACCAUUCCGUCACAUUGGGUCUACUGGAGAGCUCCUUUCAAUGCCUUAUACUUCACUGUCUCUCCCCAGGGUCACGAAGAUACUCUCCAGAUGACUGCCUCUCGCGCUAAUCUCACAAGAGAUGUUGACUUCAACGUCACCACUGAAGGCGUCACGUCUGUCUUUCGACGGCAGGAACACACCUUUUUCAACUUUACCGUUGACAUCGAGUUAGGCUUUGGAAAGUCUGUCGGUGACGAAGUCGGAGUUUCAAAUUAUGUCAAUCCCAAUCAGCAUGUCGAUCUCGGUAUCAUUUACCAAGCCACUGGGUCUAACAAAGGAGACAACCUCGAGCCUUACUUCCAACUCAGGGCUCGUUCGAUCAACAACUCAACAGCUCCGGAUCCAAAGAUCGUGCCAAUUCCACAAGAACUGCUAGGUCGAGCUGUUCGGAUCAGGAUCUCUCCGCGGAAUGAGACUCACAAUGAGUACUUUGUAAGCUCGGCAGAUCACGAAGGUUCUGAGCAGUCGCUCUGGGUCUUUAAUAACGCAUUGCUGGCUGGAGAUGGAGCUACCACCGGUGGGUUGCUCGGUGUCUUUGCUACGACUAAUGGUAGGAACGGCUCCUUCAACGGAUGGAGAUACGAGCCCAUUGGCCAGAAGGUGGAUUACAAUGUUACCAUUUCAACAUCAACUAAGUAG